This is a messenger RNA of Phascolarctos cinereus (koala), 8521 nucleotides long. RefSeq names its product zinc finger protein 212 (gene ZNF212). Gene Ontology annotation, cellular component: nucleus. Gene Ontology annotation, biological process: regulation of transcription by RNA polymerase II. Lineage: Eukaryota; Metazoa; Chordata; Mammalia; Diprotodontia; Phascolarctidae. The record is from RefSeq and is a predicted model, not a curated record. Gene Ontology annotation, molecular function: RNA polymerase II transcription regulatory region sequence-specific DNA binding; DNA-binding transcription factor activity, RNA polymerase II-specific.
GGGUUAAGAAAAGAUGGCCUCUGCCCCGGCGCCGGUCCUGGUUCUGCGCAUCCGCCGGUCCUGGCUCUGAGCAUCCGCCGGAGGUCCGGUUGCUCUCCCUCCGCCCGGCCCGCUGGCGGCGCUGUGCGUCGUUCCGCGGCUGGGCUGCCAAGCCGGAGGUUGCUCUUGGCGGGGUAGGCGGGCGGGGCGGGUCGCGGCUCCCAGGAUGCAGUUUGUAUCAACACGGCGGCGGUGGCUGCGGCGGCGGUGGCGGCGGUUGCCGCUGCUCUGGGGGUCCGGACAAACCGACGGCGGUUCGGCCUGGCUCGCGGCCCGGCUGUGUGAGGACAACAGCGGGGAGCCAUGGCCGAGGCGGCUUCUCCUCCGAACAAGGGAAAACGACGCUCCACAUCUAUAACUUCCUCGUCACUCCUGCCUUCAGCCUCAGAGAAAGAUUCAUACCUACAGAGUACAGAGAUCUCCCUCUGGACUGUGGUGGCAGCCAUUCAGGCAGUGGAAAAGAAGGUGGAGUCCCAGGCUGCCCGAUUACAGACCCUGGAGGGGCGGACAGGGAUGGCAGAGAAGAAACUGGCUGAUUAUGAGAAGACAGCAGUAGAGUUUGGGAACCAGUUGGAGGGCAAAUGGGCUGUGUUAGGGACCUUGGUACAGGAGUAUGGGUUGCUCCAGAGGAGGCUAGAGAACAUGGAGAACCUGCUGAGAAACAGGAACUUCUGGAUCCUGCGACUGCCCCCAGGCAGCAAGGGCGAGGUCCCCAAGGUGCCUGGGACUUUUGAAAAUGAUGGAGUCUAUUUCUCAGAGCAAGAAUGGGAGAACUUGGAUGAUUGGCAAAAAGAACUUUACAGGAAUGUGAUGAAGAGCAACUUUGAGACCCUCGUCUCUCUGGACUGUGCCAUUUCCAACCCUGAGAUCCUGGCCCACCAGGAAGAAGAAUCUGGUACAGAGGAACUGGGGGAUUUGGCUGGGGAGAGCCCUGGUGGUCCCCACCCAGAUGGAAUUAUGAUCAAACAGGAGAUGAAGUACCAUCAAGAAAGCCCUGAAGACUUGCCUGGAGAGUUUUCUGGUAGUGUUGAACAGCAUACUUUGCUAAUCCCUGAGCAGGCUGCAACCUGGGAUGGUCAGGGCAAUUCUAUCCUUUUGGAGACUGACCCAGAAGUUGCUAAACUGGAAGAAGCUAUUGAGUGUAACCAAGACCGAAGUGAUGCCAAAACAUUGGGCUUUCAUCGGAAGCGGAAAUCUAGUGGGCAAGCCCGAUCAGGUCAGGAAUGCAGACAGGGUAUGAGGUUGAAAAGGAGUCUGGCCCACCCACGAAGCCCCCCAGCCACUGGUUCGUAUGACUGCUCUGAGUGUGAUAUCAGUUUCCGAUACAAGCAGCAGCUAGCUGUUCAUAUGAGGACCCACCCUGGUUGGGGGUCCUUUGGGGAUCCAGAACCUGAGGAGAAUCUACGGCCCAGGCCCCAGCUCAAACCUCAGGCCAAGAAGAUGAAGCCACACCGGUGUGAGGAGUGUCUGAGAAGUUUCAGCUGUAAGGCAAGCCUUGUGACCCACCAACGGUGCCACCUGCAGGAUGGCUCAAGCAUGGGCCAGCGAGUUCAGGAGAGGUUCUCACCCAACAGUCUGGUGGCACUACCGGGCCACAUCCCUUGGAGGAAGAGCCGCAGCUCACUUAUCUGUGGCUACUGUGGCAAGAGCUUCAGCCAUCCUUCUGACCUGGUGCGACAUCAGCGCAUCCACACAGGUGAACGGCCCUACAGUUGUGCACAAUGUGAGAAGAGUUUUGUCCAGAAGCAGCACCUAUUACAGCACCAGAAGAUCCACCAGAGAGAACGGGGUGGGCUGGCCCUGGAACCUGGAGGGAGUGAUGGGCUGCUCUAAGGAUGCCGGCCCCUCAUCUAUCCCCGGGGCAGGGGGGGCCGGCAUAAGCCCCCUGGAAAGUCACUGUGCAGGGUGAGGCACCUCUCAAUUAGAUCCUGCCUUAGGGCAGGGUGAGCUCAGUCACCCCCCUACCCUCCUCUCUCCAUUCUCCGACCAAGCACUAGACUGAGCCCGAACUCUUCCCUGAAAACCAUGCUGAGAUGGGGUAGGUAGCCUGAGAGUCAGGCUUCCUUAUCCUGCCUUCCACCUGCUGAUGAGUCAGCCAUUCUUUGGAAUCCUUUGUGCCUCUUGUUUUUCACAUUACCCCAGGGCUUGUGGGUUGGAGUGGUCUAAGGUCUGCCACCUGGUGAGGACUUCUGUUAUGUUGCCAGGCCCAGGUAGUGUUCUUCACAAGAAUCCCAGAAUGGAAAUUCCCACAGAACCCCUUCUGCCCCUCCAGGUGACCUGUGAUCACCCCAAGGCGUAUUGUGGGGCGUUUUGUAACUGCCUCUGGGGGAGCAGGGCCAGAGGUAUUAGCAGUCCUGUGGCAGGAAGUUGGGAAGCACAAUAUUACAUUUCUCUUUUUUUAAAAAAAAGUUAUAUUUGGUGUUAACAUGUAGGAGGAUUAACUUAAAUGAGCCACUUUCCUUUCUCUGUUGAUAUCUGUCUUGAACUCAGUUUGAGGAUUUUUUCAUUUAAUUUUUAAAACCAGGAUUUCUGACAGUUGUUUUUUUUAAUUCUAAAAGAAGUGGUUGUUCCUAACAGUGGGACUGGGCCCACCCUCUAGGAGGGAAUAAAGGAUAUGAGGUUUCUUUAGUGUUGCCUUCACUGUGGAAAAAUCAGGGAGCAGAGGAAGUGUUUCUGGUAUUCCUCUGACUAGCUCCUGGAAUUCAUAAGUAGGAAUGGCUUUGUCUAUAGAGAAUCAAGGGGAAGAGAUAAAAUUGCUAAAAUCCUAAAGCCCCUGCAGAGAUUGUGAAGGUAAACUUUGAGCCCUGUCACUGGAACAAGUGUAGAAUCUGGUUUCAGGGCUUCACUUGUGAGCAAGGAACUGGGCCUAUUUCUUCUGUAUGUAUGUGUGUAUGUAUGUAUGUAUGUAUGUAUGUAUGACCUUAGUUGCUCCAUGAAGGUCUGUGGCCUUGGUUUAUCAGGGUUUUCCAGGUUUUGGAAUUGGCUGUGGGUCUUACUUUCAGAGAGACAAAGAAAGGAAGUAUUCAGUUCCUUACCUCCGAAGCCACUGCCAAAUGCUCAUUACUAUUACUGAUGUCUCUGGUGGAAAAAGAGGGAAAGGGUUCCUGGUUCAGACAGGAAUUCCUCAUUGUGCUCUGCAUAGAAUAAAACUGCUAACUAGCAAAAAGCCCUUAUCUGGUGUUUUCCUCCUGUCAAAAAUAGCUUUCCUAGUUUUGGGGAGCUGAAGUGAGAGAGGCACCCUUACUUGGGGUGUUACAAGGGAACUGGUCAAGAAGCUUACAUUUAAGGCUCUGUGGAGUCAGUAACUUCCAUUGCAUUGAAAUGCAGGUCAGCUACAUGACACAGGUUUGUCCUGCCAUAGAACUAAACUUUCUAAUGUUUGUAAGAACGCUGCACGUCUUCUCAGCUUUAUGUCCUUUCCCUAAACUCCUCCCUUAAAAACAUCCCCUAUUAGUCCUCACAGGAUGGGACUCUUACUUUUUGAACAUUUGCUUUAUAAACAGGAGAGUGACUUCCUUUGAACUAUCGCUUACUUGGACAAAGGAGCUUUAAUAUUUGGUAAAUUUGGUGAUAACUAGUAUUAUUACCAUGAGAAACCCUUACAAGUUCUUAGUCCAACUUCAGCCUUGAUAGUUCCCUUGUAAUUACAAUGAGUAAAAUCUACCUGGUGAGGUCACCACAGUUCAAUGUCUCAUCCUGAGUUUCAUAGCGUUACAACUUUGACUUUUAACUUGAGAGGGGCAAUGAUGAACUGAUGAAUGCUAACCACAUUCACAGGAGCUGGCUUUAUUAUAAAACAGUGAAAAUUUAUUAAAUUACAGUGGGAGAUAGGCUUGGCCUGACAACCAUACCUGGACAACUCAGGAGAUUAAAUGAAUAUUCAGAAGGUUUAUUGAGCAUAAUAUUGAAGCAAAAGAAGUUGGAUGUUCCUAAGGGAUAUUUCCAUUAAGCUGUGUACCCAAAGACAUCACAUUUGGAACCUUCUCCUUGAGCUUAUUAUAUAUCAAUGUCAGCUGAUGUAUCAGGGUGCUUUCAGGUAGCUGGUGGACAGACAGCUAGCUAGCUGAACAAAGCGAUGCGUGUUUAACUUUAUUUUCAAAACUUCAUGGCAAUUGAAAGGGAAGUCAUUUGAAAAGAGAACUGCAGGAAGAGUCAUUUUUAAAUACGUUCUCCAAAAAAAUUGCUCAAAUAAUGAGAUCUAAGUUCUCAAACAUUGAACAAAAUAUUUUUUUUAUUUUGCUGAAUCUUGCAAAUUUUGAUUUCCUUAGUGAGCAAGAGUUCACUGAAAAAACCAUAGCUGACCUGAGGCACAGAACUGAGGUUUAGAGCACCAUGGAUUCAGGGAGAGUUACCAUUCAUAUUCAGGGAAUGCCAGUGGGCAUUAGAAACAGGCAUGUCAGGCAGGAGACAAGGCAUCACAUACCAGCUGGGGUUGCUGAUCAUAGGGAUGUUUCCUAACUGUUUCAACACUAAAGAAACUUCAUAGUAGAAAGCUGAUGUUUGGUAUUUGAAUAGGUACUAUUAACUUAUGUUUCCAGAGGAACCUGUCAGCCACCUGACCUUACUACCUUAUACGUGAGAAAUUGCUUGGUCUAUUCCAGAAGAGUGCUUAGCUUAAUAAAGGCUGAUGAUAUUUGUCAGGAGACGGUUGGCUGCUACUAUAGAUAAGGUAGGUAGACCAUAGACUGCAAGUAAAUUAAUACUACAAAACCUUGGUGUCUUGAGAUGAGUCAUUGCUUCUUGGAUCAUGAGAAUAUAAGAGUGGCAGUGAGAUGCCUCAGCCUCCCUGACCUAAUUAGCUGAAAUAGUGGUGGCAGCUGCAGCCAGAGGAGCCGGGUUGUAUGAGAAGGUUGCUGAAGAGAUCGAUGUCUGAUAUAUGGCCUACAGAGUUGAAAGUAUACACUGUAUAGUAGACUUGUGAGGAUAAGGAAGUGUUGGCAGUUGUUAGAUAUUUGUCAAACAGCUUGUCCUGAAGCUGACAUAGUAUUGGCAUACAAAAAAACAACAAAAAAAAAAAACCAGGCCACUGCAGAAUUUCCCCAACAUAUUUUGAGAGUAGUAUGGGACAGUGCCAGUGAGAAGCAGAGCAAGGCCUUUUCUCCUGAAGAGAGGUUUGCCAUCAGUUCCAUUGUAUGGUAAACUAAUGCUCUAAAGGAUAUAGUUAUGGCACUCUUCUUCCAUUGUUAUUCUAUUCAUGUAAUUCUUCUGAAGAAUUCAGAAUCUUGUUCUUCUAUGAAGAAUUUGACAACCCUCUAGAUUGAAUUAAUAUAAACCUUGAUGUUUGAUGACUUCUGUGCCAAAAGGUAUGCACAGAGGAAGCACAUAGAGUAGGGAACUUAGCCAUAGGCAACUGCUAGGUGAGGAAAAGUCCUCUGCCAAUGCAAGAUCAAUGCCUUGCCACAUAGAGCUUUAGAAAGUUGCCCAGAGCUCUUAGAGGUCCAGCGACUGACCCAAGGUCAUACAGAGCGAAUCAAAUGCUUCUUAGCUUCAAGGCUGACUUGAAGAAAUAUAUAUUGAACAGUAUGGAUCAAAAGUAAGGAAAGAGGUCAAACCCUUGGUGACCACACAGAAGCUUCACACCUUUACAUUGCAAAUAUUUCAUUUGGAAAAAGAAAUGGGAAAGUACAUAAGCUCAAAAUGACCGAAAAAAUGAAAUGACAUUAGUGAUAUGGGGAUCAUUCCUAAAUCAACUGUGUAUAUGCAAUUAGACCACUGACUUGUUAGAGCAAAAAUCAAAAUUAGUACAAAGUUAAGGGGAUGGAUACUCAUUUUGGAGAAUUUGGAAAUAUAAAAAUGAUAAAAACAGCAUGCAAUUAAAAGGGCAACCUUACCUAUUUUAAACAAGUUAAUUGAUGCCAAAAAAUAGGAUAUGGAUGGAGAAAAGGACAUAAAGCUUGAUUAUAACAGUUUUAUGCAGAUAUUUAACUGAUAAAAUAAUUUUCCAUGAAGAAGAAACUAAAAUAGCCUAGAAACUAUAUCAGCCAGUAAAUAUAACUUUAUCUGGCUAAGUGUCAAGGACAACAAGGAUAAUUUAGAAUAACAGGCCAUAUGCAAAAUCUUACAGAAAAGAAUGGAUUGGUGGGAGAUGGAGAGGUAUCACUUAUAUGACAGUUUAAAGAAAGCCUGGUGAGAAGACUUAAAGUCAUCUGAAGGUAUUUUAGAAUGAAGCUGAAAGGACAGCAAACAGAUUGCAAAACUGCAAAAGUUCUAUACAGAUUUUUAUAGCGAACUUUACUGUCAAGGAUAGUUGACCUACCACAUUUGAAUUCAGUAUAGUUCUGGACAUCAUGAUGGAAGAAGUGGGAAAUAGCACUGAAGAAAACCAACAGAAAAGACAUUUGGAUUGUACUGAGUGGAAUUAUGUGCUUGGGGUGACCUAAUUUUGAGGGCACUAAGGAAUCAAUUCCCAAGGUUUGUGAAAGAAGAGGAAACUAGGCAUAAAAAAUCUCAGACCCUCUUAUCAAAAAAGGCAACCAAGAGGAUCUCAAAAAUAGCUUCUAAUCCAUAUACCUACUUUCCCAUCUACAAAUUUUUAUCAUCCUUGGUACACAUUGAGGGAGUCCUUCAUGAGCUUAAGGGAACAGGCACAUUUCAAGCAAUAGGUCACAUCAGAUAACUGACUGAAAGGCAUGAAAGAUACAUCUUCCUAUCAUGCUUACUGAUUAUUGGCCACAAAAAGCAUUUGAUUUUGUCAGGCAAAACAUUGCCAUAAAGGCUCUUCUCCAAAAAUUCUCCCAUAAUAUUGAAAUCAUAAAAUAUCUUGAAAGACGUAAAAACAAAGAGAACUUUGUUCAGUGACCCUCAAAUCAUCCGUGGCAAGUGGAAUAUAAAAUGGAUGUGUAUGCAUGCCAGAGGUUAAGUGAAAUUCUCUAGAAGUUCUCUAUAGGUGGUGAGGCCCUCCAAAUUCUAUUUGUAGAUGAUGUGUUUACUGCAUCAAGCCGUGGAAUAAUGCAGAGACUCCUAAAUGAGAUCAGUAACUCCAACCUUUUCCCUUGAAACAAAGUUUCUGGUGGUAGUGUGUAGUUUUGAGUCAAGGAAGAACUGAAGCUCAUAUUCAUUCAUAGGCUUUGGAGAACUGCAUAGUGGGUAUUAGCCUAACAGCACAUUACAAAUGAGACGUUGUUCAUGAAAAGUAGCAUAAAAAAUGUCAGAAAAAUGCCUCCUUGGAAAAGUUGUGUUGGAUGUAUACAUUUGAGGGACAGCCUACACAUUCUUGGUAACCAUCCAUUGUAAGGAAAACGUGAGGAAGGCCCUCAGCAUGCUGGGUGUAGCUAAGCACUGUGGCAAAUUUGUAGGGCAACACAAAUGAGAGUUGGAUUUGGAUAGGUUGGAAUUUUUGUCUUUGGAUGGUGAGCUCACAUCUUUUGGACCAUGUAUAGGGAUCUUUACGUUUUUUAAAAAAAAAGGCAACCAUCCAGUGACUUAUUCUGCCCCUGUUACAUAAGCAUGGCAGAGAGCCCUUGUUUACAGGAUGUUGGGGUGACCUAGGAACAGGAACCAGGUCUUUUUCUAAUUAAAGUACAGCUUAGAGUCAAAAAUAGCACAGUGAAGAAGGCCUCACAAAGGAGAUUGUUUCCUGGCAUGUAAUGGCUAAAAGUUUUGGGGAUCUUGGUCACCUUGGUGCCCUGGUCUUAGGAGAAAGAGGAGAGCUUCAGGGGUUCCUUCCAGAUGUAAAUGAUGCAAAUGUCUAGGAAAGGGAGGAGGAGUUAAGAUCCAGAACUGGAAGAUACUGUUUAUUUCUUGUAAAAUGGGGAAAAUGAAAACAUUUUCACGUUAAAAAAAAAACUACCACCAAGUUAUACAUUUUUGGAUAUACUAGACUGCAUUCUAACAAUAACUCAAAUUGUAUGCAAUAUAUUUUUUAUUUUCAACAAUACAUAGUAGAUUUUAAGGUCUAUAAUGGGUGAUUUAAAAAAAAUUUCCCCAAAAUUUCUGGCUCCAAGUUAAUAUGGUAUGAUACUCCUGAUCUCCUUUUCCUUAAUAUUUAAACACUUAAAACCACUAGUUCUCAGGAUUUCCUUCUGGCUUAAUAUUUGCAGCGAAUCUUAAGUUCUUGGAAGAGAAUCUGCUGUUGAUUUUGGUUGUUUCCCCAGUGCUCUGUCCUUAGGGCAUACCCUCCCACCUUCUUUGAGAAGAGGCGGGUUCUCUUGGUUACUGGACAGUGAUUUAAGGAAAUGAAGUAGUUACUGCCAAAUAGUGAUAAAAAAAAAUGACUAUGUAGGGUGUCCUUUAUGAGUGGAACCAUAUAGAAUGCAUAUCACUUUAAAAUAUCUAGCAGAAGUUAUGGGAGAGCAUGGCUAAGAGUUGUGGGGGUAAUGGCUUGUGAUGCUCACCAUUGGACACUGAAGUUUGAAAUACAUAAUUUAUAUUUUUAAAUUUUUUCAUGAUUGAGAGCUAAUCUUAUAUGGGUUCAGGGCAAUUUUAAGAAUACGAUUACAUGUAAGAAUAAAAAUGGCCAAUCCAAUAAACAUUUUUUUAAGCA